Aphanomyces astaci is the source of this 1756-nucleotide messenger RNA. RefSeq names its product STE/STE20/FRAY protein kinase. The transcript has 7 exons. Bases 93 to 1256 code for a protein of 387 amino acids. NCBI's taxonomy places the organism in Eukaryota, Oomycota, Saprolegniomycetes, Saprolegniales, Verrucalvaceae. The record is from RefSeq and is a predicted model, not a curated record. Gene Ontology annotation, biological process: protein phosphorylation. Gene Ontology annotation, molecular function: protein kinase activity; ATP binding; protein serine/threonine kinase activator activity.
UUUGGUUUUGAGCGGAUGAAAAAAAAACAUUUUCGAUUGAUUUGGGAGAGGCAGUUGACGUCAUUUAAUUCGAUUGUGUGCUGCAAAACAACAUGGCCGCCGCCGCUGCAACGCACACGGAAUGGCCGACGUCCGCCGAGGACUACCAGAUCAUCGAGAAAGUUGGUCAGGGCGCAUUCGCCAAGGUGAUGAAGGCGUACUGUCGACCAAAGGACACGUAUGUCGCGAUCAAGAUCAUGGACCUCGAGAAGAUUACGACCAGCUUUGAAGACAUCCGGGCGGAGGUCCAAACAAUGAAGAUGACCAACCAUCCCAACGUGCUCAAGUGCUACUGCAGCUUCGUGUACAAGGACCAACUGUGGCUGGUCAUGCAACUCAUGAACAAAGGAUCGUGCUUGCAUGCGAUGAACAUCUUAAAGAAGAAGGGGUUUGGCGAAGGCAUGAAGGAGGAGCUGUGCGCGGUGAUCUUGCGGGAAACGCUGCAGGGGCUGCAAUACUUCCACGAAAACGGCCAGAUCCAUCGCGACAUCAAAGCUGGCAACAUCCUCCUCGACGGCGACGGGAACGUCUUGAUCGCCGACUUUGGCGUGUCGGGGUGGAUGAUGGAAGGGGGCGAUCGCCGCAAGAACCGCCAGACUUUUGUGGGCACGCCAUGCUGGAUGGCGCCGGAAGUGAUGGAGCAAGUCCGAGGGUACGACUACAAGGCGGACAUUUGGUCGUUUGGGAUCACGGCGCUGGAACUCGCCAAGGGGUACGCUCCGUAUGCGCGGUACCAACCCAUGAAGGUGCUGCUGCUGACGUUGCAAGAAGACCCGCCGAGCCUGCGGUCGUACGACGACGACGGGUCGGGCCACCAGUUUUCCCGCCAUUUCAAGGACAUGGUGCGAUUGUGUCUGCAGAAAGACCCAGCCAAACGACCCACGACGUCGACGCUGCUCAAACAUAACUUCUUCAAGAAGGCCGAAACCGCCGCGUACUUGGCGGCGGAGCUCACGACCAAGAUCGACGACAUUGGCGAAACCUCAAUCAACACCCAACCGAUGCUCCCCGGCAUGGGCCCGCUGUACGCGACCAAGGAGCCGACGACCGCCGAGCCCAAGGUGUACGUCCCCGGAACCACGUGGGUGUUUGAGGACACACCCGCGGCGGACGCGACGCCACAGACGGCCGCCGCCGCCGCUGACGAAAUCGACGACUUUGAACGACAGUUUUUGGCGGCCAGUGGAGGUGAAUCCGUGCGCAAGCCCCAGCAAUAACCAGAUCGGAUGUACUAGUCGACGAGUAUGCAAUGGUAGUAAUACAAGGGUGAUCGGGGAACACAUACAAGUUGUUGAAUCUCGUGAUUGACAACCUUAAGACGUUCAAUAUGACCAUCUCUUACGAAAUGUCCUACUACUUAGAGUUACUGGAUUGCUUCACGGCUACUACAUAGUAUGCAUGCAAUCUAGACAAGUUGUGUGUUUGAAGGUUGUCGCGGCAAUUGCAUGUCGAGGGUAGCCACGUUUAAUAUGGUGUGGCCAAUCUCGACGGGCAAAAGGGAGGCGGAGGGUCCAUAGGAUGAAGGACGCCCCCAUAGCCACACCCCUCGCGUGCCGCUUUGGUAUAGGGCUUACUUGACACUGCAAAUCCACAGUGAUUUGGACAAAAGCAGCAACGCCGCAAGCACGGGGAGCAACUAGAACCUACGUCAUACUGCUGCAUACAUGCUGCACUCGAACAACGGUCGAUGGACAUGCACUGCAGUUACUGUAGUUAG